Entelurus aequoreus (snake pipefish) is the source of this 3724-nucleotide messenger RNA. It is a transcript of the gene nolc1, whose product is annotated as nucleolar and coiled-body phosphoprotein 1. The coding region runs from base 48 to 3200 and encodes 1050 amino acids. Gene Ontology annotation, molecular function: protein binding. Gene Ontology annotation, cellular component: nucleolus; nucleoplasm. The transcript is spliced from 13 exons. Lineage: Eukaryota; Metazoa; Chordata; Actinopteri; Syngnathiformes; Syngnathidae. The record is from RefSeq and is a predicted model, not a curated record.
CUUAAGAGACUGAGGUCACUUCCUCCUUUUUAACCAUCGUGGUAAAGAUGGCGGAGCAAAAGUCGGUGCCGAGCGAUUUGUAUAAAUGCGUGUACUCGUUUCUGAUCGAGAACAAGUUCUCAAAGGCGGCUCAGCAAUUCGUCAAACAAAUUAAAGUGAGCCCACAGGAUCCAAAUGAGGAAAGUCUUCUUAAAAUCUACGACUUCUGGGUGAAAUCUCCCCAAGCUAAAAAACGAAAAGCACUUGCUGACGAGACUGAAGCUGCUGGCCCAUCAAGCAAGAAGGCAAAAAACAGCAAGGAGAGCUCCAGCAGUGAAGAGUCCAGCAGUGAGGAAGAUGAAGCUAAGGCUAAACAAAAGAAGGCUACAACCCCUACUACCAAGGCAGUUAAGGCAGCAGCUACUAAAGCGGAAUCCAGCAGCAGUGAAGAAUCAAGUGAAGAAGAGAAGGCUCCAGCCAAAGCUCCUGUCAAGACUCCUGUUAAGGUUCCUGUGAAACCACCACUAGCAGCUGCAGGCACCACAAGGAAGAAAGACAGCAGUUCUAGCAGUGAGGAAUCAGACUCUGAAGACGAACAGGCCGCCAAAGCUCCUCCAUCAAAGGCAGUGGCUGCUGCUAAGCCCAAAGGUGCUACUCCUGCUAAAGAAAAGGAAGAAAGCAGCAGCGAAGAAAGUUCUGAGGAUGAGGAACCAACAAAGGUGAAGAAGGCUCCAGUCAAAGCUGUCCAAGUAAAAACGGUUGCUGCAGCUCCUGAAUCAAGCAGUGAAGAUUCGUCAUCUGAAGAUGAGGCGCCACCCGCAAAGAAACCCAAACCAGGAGCAUACAGUGCAGUUCCACCUCCUACUUCAACAAUCAAGAAGGCUCCAGUUGCAUCAGCUAAACCUACCCCAGCAAAAAAGGCUGUGCCUGCUAAAUCUACAGUAAAGAAGCCUGCUGCAAAGAAGGAGUCCAGUUCUGAGAGCUCAGAAUCAAGUUCGGAGGAAGAAGAGGUAAAAAAGCCUCCAGCCAAGGUCACACAAGCUAAAGCGGCCCCAGUCAAACAGACCUCAGCAAAAAAGGACGAGUCAUCAAGCUCAGAUUCUGACAGUAGCUCAGAAGAUGAAGCUCAAGCAAAGCCUGCUGCUAAAGUGGCUGUUCCUGUGGCUAAACCUGCCACUCCUGCUGGAAAGGCUGCUGCAGCAGAAAGCAGUUCAGACUCUGACUCUUCAUCUGAGGAUGAAAAAUCUGCGAAGGCCAAAGCAACCCCAACUCAACCUGCUGCCAAGGCUGCUGUUCCUGCUGCAAAGACUGCUGUUCCUCCUGCAAAGGCCUCAAAACCUGCAGCAAAAGCUGCUGCAGAGAGCAGCUCAGACUCUGACUCCUCCUCUGAAGACGAGGAAGAACCAGUCAAAGCCAAACCGGAAAACACUAAACCUGCAACUACUCUUGCCAAAGCGGCUACUCCAGCAAAGGCAGCAGCAAAAAGCAGCUCAGAAUCAGAAUCCUCAUCUGAGGAUGAAGAACCCACAAAAGCCAAGGCUGCAGUUAAACCUGCUGCUAAGAAAGCCGCUACCCCAGCAAAGGCAACAGCAACUACUCUUGCCAAAGCGGCUACUCCAGCAAAGGCAGCAGCAAAAAGCAGCUCGGAAUCAGAAUCCUCAUCUGAGGAUGAAGAACCUACAAAAGCCAAGGCUGCAGUUAAACCUGCUGCUAAGAAAGCCGCUACCCUAGCAAAGGCAACAGCAUCUAAAAGCAGCUCGGAGUCUGAAUCCUCAUCUGAAGAUGAAGAACCCACAAAAGCAAAGGCUCCAGUUAAACCUGCUGCUAAGAAAGCUGCUACCCCAGCAAAGGCAGCAGCAAAAAGCAUCUCGGAAUCAGAACCCACAAAAGCCAAGGCUCCAGUUAAACCUGCUGCUAAGAAAGCUGCUACCCCAGCAAAGGUAACAGCAUCUAAAAGCAGCUCAGAAUCUCAAUCUUCAUCUGAGGAGGAAGAACCCACAAAAGCCAAGGCUCCAGUUAAACCUGCUGCUAAGAAAGCAGCUACCCCAGCAAAGGCAACAGCAUCUAAAAGCAGCUCGGAGUCUGAAUCUUCAUCUGAAGAUGAAGAACCCACAAAAGCCAAGGCUCCAGUUAAACCUGCUGCUAAGAAAGCAGCUACCCCAGCAAAGGCAACAGCAUCUAAAAGCAGCUCGGAGUCUGAAUCCUCAUCUGAGGAUGAAGAACCCACAAAAGGUAAGCAGACUGCUGCUAAACCUGCUGUUAAGAAAGCAGCUCCUCCAGCAAAACCUGCAGCUGCUGCCGAAAGCAGCUCAGACUCUGACUCCUCUUCUGAAGACGAGCCAGCGAAAGCAAAGGCAGCGCCCACUUCAAAGGGAGCCCCGGAAGCAAAACCUCCAGCAAAGGCAGCAGCAGCUGAAAGCAGCUCUGACGACUCCUCGUCCGAGGAAGAUGAGGAACCUGCUAAAGCUAAGCCAGCUGCGACUAAAGCAGCCACUCCUUCAGCCAAAGCUAAACCUGCGGUGACAAAGGCUAAAGUGGCCAAGAAACCUAGCAAGGCUGCAGCAGAGGAGUCCAGUGAUGACAGUUCAGACUCUGAUACUCAAACCAAGAAGACACCUGCCAAGGCUGCCGUCGCCAAUGGCAUCGCUCGCAAAGCUGCAUCGGCCAAGCCUGCAGAGUCUUCAUCAAGUGAGAGCAGUUCAGAGGAGGAAGAGGAAGCCGUCGUGAAAAGUUCUGCUAAAACCUCUACACCUGCAGCAUCGAGCAAGCCAACAGCGGCUGCUAAAGACAGCAGUUCCUCCUCAGACAGCUCAGAGGAUGAGGCGCCUAAAAAAGCUGCCACAGCGCCCAGCACUCCUAAAACCAACGGCACCAAUGGAAAGCAGUCGUCAGAAAGCGAAAAAGAAGAAAAAGUUAAAAAGACUCCAAAAAACAAGAAAGCAACCACAACACCACAGACCUUUCCUAAAGAAAAUAAAAAAACUAACACACCGUUCCGAAGAAUAAGAGACGAAGAUGUGGAGGUAGACCCCCGCCUUGCAGAUAAUUCUUUUGAUGCAAAGUACGGGUCCAACGGAGACUGGGGCGAGAAAGCAAACAAUGUCCUCCGCUUCACUAAAGGCAAAUCAUUUCGCCACGAAAAGACAAAGAAGAAGAGGGGAAGCUAUCAAGGCGGUGCCAUCUCCACCACAGUCAACUCUAUCAAGUUUGACAGCGAUUGAACAAUGUCUCCUUUCACCUGAACUGUGUGAUGACGCAGGCUGCCAGUCGCCUGUAUGCUUUAUUCCUGGCCUAACAUUAAAGCAGCACACGACCUGCUAGAUAAUCCACUUGCAGGCUCGCUCACAGGCAACACUGAGUGGACUGAUGGUGAUAGAAGAAUGCACGAUGACCGUAUAUAGCCACUAGGUGGCUUAAGGCCGCCAGUCCAUACAUACAAAUCUGAUUAGAAUUGUAUUUUUUCCAUUUCAGCAAUUAUGAAUGGCAGCCAUCCAACCUUUUUUUUUUUAUCAUGUAAUCUCAAGUGUCUUAAUUUCUCUAUGUUUAAUGUGAAUAUUGGCGAGAGGGGUUGUACUCGUUUUUCCUUUAACUCCGCAUGGAGGAUAUAAGUAAAUUUUAUGCGGCGUAUUAAUUGUUUUAAGACCUCAUGGUAUGUUGAAAUUCUGUUUGUCUAGUAGUAAUCGACAGUUUAAACUUGUUACUGUACUUGUUUUCUAACCAUAACUAAAUAAAAGAUUGAAAAAUA